This is a messenger RNA of Echinococcus granulosus, 555 nucleotides long. RefSeq names its product Actin-2. The record is from RefSeq and is a predicted model, not a curated record. The coding region runs from base 1 to 555 and encodes 184 amino acids. NCBI's taxonomy places the organism in Eukaryota, Metazoa, Platyhelminthes, Cestoda, Cyclophyllidea, Taeniidae. The transcript is spliced from 3 exons.
AUGCACUUCCUUUUGACAAUUGAGCGUGGUUACAGCUUUACCACUACAACAGGAGGCGAAUUUAUUCGUAAUGGGAAAGGGAGCAUCUGUAAACUGGUAUUCAAUUUGAAGCAGAAAAUGAUUAUGUCUAAUUGCAGUCCCGUUUUAGGGCCCUUCUGUAAACCGCCAGAAGGUCAAAUGAUUACCACUGGUGACAAGCGCUUCCGCUGUCCUAGAGCCCUCUUCCCACCCGAUUUGAUGGGUCUAAACGCUACUGCUAUCCACGGUACGACCCAUAACUCCAUCGUGAAGGGUGAUGCGGACAUUCGAGGAGUCCUACAACGAGCAUCAAAUGAUACCACGAAGGAGACUGGUAAAUGGUCUGCUACCAGCAUUCGCAUAACACUCACCGAUUGGAUGGUUUCUGGCUGCAGCAUGCCACCAAAUGUGGUUGUCCGAGAGGUGAUGCAUGCAUCUGCCCCGAUGUUUGCAUCCCUCCAUCUAGCACACACGGAACAGCCGGUCUCCUACGAGGAAGGGAAUUUCGCAUCGGAGGGCACCCGGAAAAAGCCUUGA